AUGCGAGCUACGCAGUUACAAAACCACUAUGCAGUGAGUCACCUGGACCAAGACAACCAAAGAGCGGAACUUAACCUGUCUCCAGUCGAUUACCUUAUCCAUCCUCUUCCAUCCUAUAACCGAGCUUCCCGAGUCGGCGCCGGCGCCGCCAUCCUAGCCAUCUACUAUCUCCUUCUCAUACCCAUGGUCGCGACAUACAUUCGCCUAAUAUAUAAUGUCUUGUGGAGUCCGGGAUAUCUUCCCUUUGGCGUGGAGCGCGUCCAGGCAGACUCAGCCUUGCAGCGCGAACAUUCACACGGGCAACGCCGGCGUCGCAAGAGCGAUUCGAGGAAGGUGCAAGAUGCCGAGAAGCAAGAGUCGACCGAGAUGGACUUGGAGAGUGCUUUGAACGAUAAUGCUGGAGGGAAGGCAUUCCCAUUAGAUCCAGCUGGUCUGGAGAGCUUCUACACGAAAGAUGUGUUUGUCUGUCAAGAGGACGGCCGGCCGCCGUAUUGCUCGACGUGCUGCCAAUUCAAGACGGACAGAGCACACCACUGUCGUGAGGUUGAUCGCUGCGUACGCAAGAUGGACCAUUUCUGUCCUUGGGUCGGCGGCGUGGUAUCGGAAACAUCUCUCAAGUUUUUUAUUCAAUUCGUUGUCUACACGGCUAUAUUCUGUGCAUUCGCCCUUAUUGUCAAUGCAUAUUUUGUCGCAGAACUCAAACGCCAGACAGGAAGUGCGAACCCCUAUUGGUGUGUUUGCAUUGGAUUGAGCGGACUAUUCGGACUAUUCUCCGCGGGCAUGACUCUCAGCUCCAUUCAACUUGCCAUGCUCAACAUCACCACAAUUGAAAACAUCAGCCGCCACUCUGUCGUCUGGACUCUCGCCAUUCGAGUCCCAGAGCAUCUUCUCGAACGCCUAUGGACAGCCGACUCUCCCUGGGCCCCAACAUUCCGCAUGAUCUCCUAUCCACUCGAACCACCCACCCCAAUCGAACCCCCAAGCAGCCCAUCAGCGGAGCGCCACGUCUUCGCCAUCCUCCACACACAGCCAGGCGAGAACCCUUUCGACCUCGGCAGCAAAUUCAAGAACCUCCAACAGGUCAUGGGCUACAGCGUUACAGACUGGCUCCUCCCAUUGAAGCACAGCCCAUGUGCAGACCACAGCAGCCCCGAGAGCGCAUUCGCUCUAGGCCCUGUGGUCACGCGAUUAAAGCAGGAAGCUGGAUUGGUCCCGCCUCCAACAUCAAUAUCGCCAUCGCAGUAA
This is a messenger RNA of Penicillium atrosanguineum, 1245 nucleotides long. Its product is annotated as DHHC family palmitoyltransferase. The transcript has 2 exons. NCBI's taxonomy places the organism in Eukaryota, Fungi, Ascomycota, Eurotiomycetes, Eurotiales, Aspergillaceae. Gene Ontology annotation, molecular function: protein-cysteine S-palmitoyltransferase activity. Bases 1 to 1245 code for a protein of 414 amino acids. Gene Ontology annotation, biological process: peptidyl-L-cysteine S-palmitoylation; protein targeting to membrane. The record is from RefSeq and is a predicted model, not a curated record. Gene Ontology annotation, cellular component: endoplasmic reticulum; Golgi apparatus.